Molecule: messenger RNA, 2355 nt
Organism: Paramacrobiotus metropolitanus
Lineage: Eukaryota; Metazoa; Tardigrada; Eutardigrada; Parachela; Macrobiotidae
Product: dnaJ homolog subfamily C member 11-like
Exons: 16
Coding region: 310-2085 (591 amino acids)
Biological process (GO): cristae formation
Source: RefSeq, a predicted model, not a curated record
UUUAUCGCUGCUCUACAGUAGAGUUUAUCGCUGCUUGCCACUUUGCAAGUACUUUUUAGUUUUUGAUCCUGGACAAAAUGGACUCUGCAGUUUUUCCAGUAUUUUUUAAAUAACAAGAAUGUUAGUUUUGAAGGCUGAGGCUCGCACGGAGUGCAGUGCCAGCUGUGUAUCUGAUUUGGGAUUCUUGUUGCUGUUUGAUCAAGAUGAAAGCUGAAUAAAACACGACAUCGCCCACGCUACGGGACCGAGAGGGCAGAGUUAAGCUUGGGAGCAUUAUAAGUGCACGAAGGAAGAUAUUUACGUGAUAUCAUGGCUGGACGGGCGACUUCUCCAAAUAGCAGGCGCGCACGACCAACGGCGGAGGACGGAGACCAGCGACUACCGCGCGAAAUGAUUGCAGAGGACCUGAACGACGAUGAAGUGUUCUUUCUCGAUGAGGACGAUUUUCACACGGUCUUCCAAGAUGAUUACUACGCCCGCUUAAAUGUUGAUCACAACGCAUCACAGGAGGAGAUCCGAAACUCUUAUCGAAGGCUAAGCAGACUUUUGCAUCCCGACAAGCAUACGGAGCCAUGGAAAAAGUCACUCGCGGAGAAUGCCUUCAAUAGUAUAAAUGCCGCCUACGAAGUUUUAAGGGAUCCGUACCGAAAAUCACUUUAUGACGCAUGUGGCGCCAGCGGGACUGUUAGCGAUUUGUGGCAGGUUGUCCCGGUCGACCCGGCUAACCGGAAAACCUUAGACGAACUAAAAGAGGAACGAGAAAAGCGUAAAGAAAAAGAGUCAACCAAUCCUCACAAUGAAAUGUCCAUGGGAUUGGAUGUGACAGAUCUGUUCGAACGACGGAACCGUGACACAAAAGAUUAUGGAAUACAAAACUAUAUACCACAUGUAGAAAUCACGACGCUAUCAACUGUCCAGAGUAUCGAAGCACCGUGGCCUCAAGUGGAUAGAUUUCAAUUGUUUUCUAAUGUGAAUUACGAGCGUGGAACCGGAGGAGGCAUGUUUGGUGUGGAAAUGAAUAAAACUUUGUCGGAGACUGUUACCGGUGAUUUCAAAGUUAUGACAGGUCCGAGUCGAGGUUUGGUAGCACAUCUAAAGUUGAACAAACGACUAGAUGCUGGAAAGUAUAUUUCACUUAGCGCAUUUUCUGCCUUUUCCCGAUUCGGAAUGAUGCCUUUGAUGGAAAUAGCCUAUGGAUCAAAUCUUGGAAAACUCGGAAAUGGGCGGGUUAUUGUGCGUGGCACCACACGGGUGGUGAAUGUGGUAACGAGAAUUGACAAGGACUUUAAAGAUAGCAGAUUUUCUGUGACGUCAGAGAUGAGUCCUGAUGACGUCGUGUUGGGAAUUACAUACUCGCGAAAACUCCCGUUGGCACAUGAACCGAAACUGUCUAUUGGUUUGAAAACGGGAUUUCGAGGCGUGACCCUGGAGUAUGGAGUUUCCAGACGUGUUAGCAAAUAUAAUCAGCUUGCCGCCAGUAUGGCUCUUGCCCUUCCCGGUGGAGUGACUUUACGCAUAACGUUCCAGCGAUCGAACCAGGCAUUUUCCUUUCCUAUUCUCCUCUCUCAUGAUAUCCUUCCAGCACCGGUGUUCUAUGGAACAGUGACCCCUCUCCUGCUGUACGCUUGUGUGAAAUCUAUAUAUUUCAUCCCUCAGUGGAAAGCGUAUGUCACCGAACGUUUACGGUCAAAGCGAAAUUCUUACCGGUCGGGAUUAGAAGAGAAAAGAAAAGAAUAUGAAAAUUUUUUGAAGCUCAUGAUCGAUAAAUACGAGGAUUUAAUAAAUUCGGAAGGACUGUCCAAUGGCCUUGUUAUCGACAGAGCAGUGUACGGAAGAUUCGAUGAUUUUCAACCGACCAUGGAUACAAUAGACGUCCAUGUUCAACUACAGUGUUUGGUCAGAAAUCACCAGUUAGAUCUACCCGCUUUGUCGAAGACGGAUUUACCCGGUUUUUACGAUCCAUGUAUUAGUGAACGGAAAAGAUUACAGAUCCAUUAUAUUUUUGGAGGAAAACAUCAUUUAGUUCAGGUCAUGGAUGACGAGGCGUUACAUUUGCCUUCACCCGAACAUCUUGUUGUCGGCUAAGGAAAAACUUGCCUCACCGCCUGCGGAAGUGAUCAAAGCUGUGCAUGUUUAUGUGAUAUGUCAUCUUGCUCCAAUGAAUUUUUUUCAUGGACGUCUUUGUUUGAAGGGUGAUGUGUAUUAUAUUAGUGCAGUGCAAUUAUGUUCAUUAUUUCUGACCAUGAGUGUUGUCAGAAGACUCAGCAUUAACUUUUUAAAGUUUUCGGAUUGUCGGCACUCGGCGGUCGUGAGCUAUCCUUUUCUUUUUGUGGUGCAAUAAAGCCAAAGAAUGAA